CAUUUUCAAAAUCCCCACAAAAACAACCCAAGAAUUUUUCAAAAUCUCUCUCUCACAAAAAUCCAUUCUUUAAAGUCCCCAGCUUCCUUGUUUUAUAAACAGUCACUUUUACCUUUCAACGAAAAACAGAGUCUUGGUCUUCUUUGUCACCGAAAAAUUCGGCGGCCUGAUUUUCUUGCGUUGCACUUCUUGGGUUUUUUUUUUUUUUUUUUUAAUUUUCUUGGUGGUGCUUUGUUUCCGGUUUGCAGAUUCUGAAAAAAGGGUUUGACUUUUUCAGAAUUGCUAUUUAGUUUCAUCAAGAUUUUCCACUGCCCUUUUUGGGAUUUUGAGUGGUUUGAUGAUUUCUGGGGAUUUUUGUCAGCUUGUUCCUUCUCUCAUAUGAUUAGGGUUUUUGGUUGAAGCAAGUCUCUGAAAAAUUGAGAGGAUUGGAUUCGGUUACAGAAGCAAUUAAAUUCAGAUUGUGGUCUAGCUUUGGAUUUGAUUAAGGAAAAAAGGCGUCCAUUAAGAAACCGUAGAGCCUUUUGGACCCAUGGUUUCUGUAUUGCAGUCUCUAUAUUAUCGACUUGGACCCAUGGUUUCUGUCUACAAAACAGACUUAAAAAUAAAAUUGAGGCAUUAUGGUGGCGAAAGAUUAUCAGAAGAGCAAAGGAUCAAAUAAAGCUGAGGUCGGAGAAAUAGACACCAGUGCACCAUUUCAAUCCGUCAAAGAUGCUGUCAACUUAUUCGGUGAAGGUGCUUUUUCAGGCGAAAGGCCUGCCAUCAGGAAGCCAAAGGCACAAUCUGCAGAACGAGUUUUUGUAAAAGAGACGCAGCUCCACCUGGCCCAAAAGGAGUUAAAUAAGUUGAAGGAACAGUUGAAAAAUGCCGAGGCUACUAAAGUUGAUGCUCUUUCAGAGCUUGAAAAGGCCAAACAGACUGUUGAGGAUUUGAGCCAGAGGCUAAGAGUCAUUAAUGAAUCCAAAGAUUCAGCAAUUAAAUCUACAGAAGCGGCUAAGCGUCAGGCAAACCAACUUGCUGAAGCCAACAACAAUGUUUUGGAAGGAGUAAAUGGACAUUCAAACGGUGAUGUUGAAACUGACAAAGCGCAGUAUUUGAAUGCUGUUGCUGAACUUAAUGCUGCUAAACAGGAAUUAAGGAAAAUUCGUCAGGAAUAUGAUGCGUCUUUAGAAGAAAAGGAGAGAGCGGCAAAGCAAGCUGCUGUAGCUGAUACUGCUGCCAAAGCAAACAUGGAGAGAGUUGGUGAACUGUCUGCGGAAAUCGCUAGUGUGCAUGAGUCGAUUCAGCAAGUAAAGUUGGCUCACAUGCAAGCAAAGGAAGACGAAACAAAAAUCUGUGCUGAUAAGGAGAAACAGAAGCAAUUAUAUAAAGAUAGAAUUGAAGAUUCAGUGAAGAGACUGGCUGCUUUGAAAAAAGAUGUAGAUCCCGAAGUCGCAAGAAAUCUGGAGUCCGAGUUGAAUGGAACCUUGUCUGAGAUUGAAUCUCUACGGAAGGAGAUGGAGAAUACAAGGGUGUCUGAUCUUGGUUCUGUCAAGGCUGUUACUGUGGAGUUGAUUGGUGCGAAGGAAUCGUUAAAUAAAGUAGCAGAAGAGGAGAGCUCACUAAGAAGCUUAGUUGAGACUCUUAAGGUUGAGCUGGAAAACAUUAAAAAGGUUCAUGCUGAAUUAAAGGAGCAGGAAGCAGAAACGGAAUCUUUGGCAGGUAAUCUACACGUCCAGCUCCGGAAAGCCAAGUCUGAGCUUGAAGAAGGACUUGCUGAAGAAGCCAAAAUCAGAGGUGCAUCUGAUGAACUGGUUGCUUCGAUUCAUCAGCUAACUACAGAGAAUGAGGCUGCUAAGAUCGAAGCUCAAGAGAUGAAACAAAAGGCUGAAGAGCUCAGCAAAGAAGCAGAAGCCGCAAGAAUUGAACUGGAAGAAGCAGAAAAUAAGCUAGAGAUUGCGAUGAAAGAAGCUGAGGAAGCAAAGGCAGCUGAGGUCAAAGCCCUUGAUCAGAUUAAGAUGCUUUCCGAGAAAACAGAUGCUGCGCGUGCCUCCACGUCCGAGCCUGGCGCCCAGAUCACUUUGUCGAGAGACGAGUUUGAGUCGCUGAGCCGGAAGGUUGAGGAAUCUGAAAAACUGUCGGAUAUGAAAGUUGCAGCUGCCAUGGCUCAGGUGGAAGCCGUGCAGGCCAGUGAGCACGAGGCCCUGCAGAGAUUGGAGGCGACCCGGAAAGAGAUAGAAGACAUGAAAGCUGCAACACAAGAGGCGCUGAAGAAGGCAGAGAUGGCUGAGGCAGCGAGGAAGGCAGUUGAAGGGGAGCUCAGAAGAUGGAGGGAACGGGAGCAGAAGAAGGCUGAAGAAGCAGCAGCACGAAUUCUUGCAGAGACAGAGAAGUCCUUGGAAUCAUCUCCCAGUAACUACCAAAUCCAAAAGCCGAGGGCUCAAGUGAAAGAAAAAGCAAGGGAAACGAAGAGGCUGGAGAAGGCAAAGACGUCUGUAUCAAAGAAGGCACUGAUGCCUAGCCUUUCAUAUGUUUUCCAGAAAAAGAAAAACAAGGUCGAGGGCGGGUCGCCUUCGUUCUUGCCUGGUGAGAGACCGGUUUGGUGAGUGCUACUGUGAGUUUCUUGUGCAGAAUAAUGUGCUAUAUGCCUUGUAAAUUUGAGGCUAAUGUUUUGAAUGCUGGACAAGAUUAGGUGACUGUUCUGGUAAUUUGGUUUUAUUUGUUAAAUUGUGCUUUUUUUUGGUGUACUGAGAAUGUAAAUGGCUGCUGGUCAUAAAUAUUGUAUAAUAACUGGGGUUUUUGUUUA
This is a messenger RNA of Salvia hispanica, 2782 nucleotides long. RefSeq names its product weak chloroplast movement under blue light protein (DUF827). Gene Ontology annotation, biological process: chloroplast accumulation movement; chloroplast avoidance movement. The record is from RefSeq and is a predicted model, not a curated record. NCBI's taxonomy places the organism in Eukaryota, Viridiplantae, Streptophyta, Magnoliopsida, Lamiales, Lamiaceae. Gene Ontology annotation, cellular component: cytosol.